This is a messenger RNA of Anopheles darlingi, 1271 nucleotides long. Its product is annotated as probable rRNA-processing protein EBP2 homolog. Gene Ontology annotation, biological process: rRNA processing; ribosomal large subunit biogenesis. The transcript is spliced from 3 exons. The record is from RefSeq and is a predicted model, not a curated record. Gene Ontology annotation, cellular component: nuclear periphery; preribosome, large subunit precursor; nucleolus. The coding region runs from base 123 to 1154 and encodes 343 amino acids. NCBI's taxonomy places the organism in Eukaryota, Metazoa, Arthropoda, Insecta, Diptera, Culicidae.
AUAAAAACAUCGGCGACCACGCGGACGCCGGUGAAGAGGUUCUAAAGUUGGAAAUUUUACCCGUAAACUCCACGUUUACACUGUUUUGUCGCUCAUAAAUCCUACAAUUCAGCGAAAUAAACAUGCUGAUGGCACAACAAGCGGCUCUCCAGGAGCCCGAGGAUGGUUCCGAUGUGGAAAUGGGGACAACGGUGGCGGAAGAAUUCUAUGCCGAUUCUAACGAUGAUUCCAGUUUCUCAGAGUCGGACUCCGACGAUGCGCUUCGUGAGGCACUCCGGAACAACCAGCUCAAACCGGGACUGAAUGUGAUCGAAACGAAGGAAUACCAGCCGAUCAAUGACACACCGAAGCUGAAAGCAGCGCUAGAGGCAUGCGUGCUGAAGGCGCCCUGGAUCGAACGUAUGGAUCUGGUGAACGACCUGGCCCCACUGACACCCGAGCUUGCCAUCCAGAUCGAGAAGCAUCAGCAAAAGCGUGAGAACCAGUUCAAAGGCAACCGCAAGAUCCCGUACGUCGCUCCUGAAGUGGAUCCCGUGUUGAACGAUUUCAAGCGCGAGAUCCUGUUCCACCGCCAGGCACAGGCGGCCACCAUCGAGGGUAUCCAGCGGUUGCACGAUCUGGGCAUCGCCACGAAGCGCCCGGAUGAUUACUUUGCCGAGAUGGCCAAAUCCGACGAGCACAUGCAGCGCAUCCGCAAGGUGUUGCUCGACAAGCAGGAAGGUAUCGCGAAGUCGGAACGUGUGCGGCAGCUGCGCGAGCAGCGACGCAUCGGAAAGCUGAUCCAGCGGCAGGCAACGGAAAAGCGCGAAGAAGAGCGACGCAAAACGCUCAGCGACAUCAAGAAGUUCCGGAAAGGAAAGCUGUCAAAUCUGGACUUCCUGGACGAUGACGAUGAGGGCCCGCGGGGUGAUUUCCGGAAGUCUGGCAAAAAGGGCACAGGCAAGAAAAAGACCGUCAGCGGGAAGCGGAAGGCGCGCGAUGCCAAGUUCGGCUUCGGUGGACGUAAGAAGGGGUCGAAGCGCAACACUAAGGAAUCAUCUAUGCAAGACGGUCCACGCGGCAAAAAGCGUGGCGGUGGAGGUGGAGGAGCUGGUGGUGCCAAGAAACGACCCGGCAAGAAUCGACGUGCCCAGUCGAAGAAUCGCAAGAAGUAGGCGCAUCAGGUAGAGUCUCGACUAGGAAUGGUUCGUGCCUGCUACGUUAAGAUCGGUUAACGGUUAAGAAAGCUACAAAAGUUUCCAACAAUAAAAUCCAAAACCCCUAUGUUAAUG